AUGACAGCAUUGUUCAAUGUAUCGUUGUCAAUUAUGCUGGUGCUUUUAGUUUUAAAAGGAAAUAUAAGAUGUUCUAACCAUCGUGAAUUUAAUGUUGAAGAAUUAAAAAAUAUGAUUGAUAAUAAAGAAUUGUAUAUGAAUUUGAAAGUAUUAGAGAGAAAUAUAAUCACAUCGUUACAUUCUGAUGAAUUGAAAGUACCUAUAGUAACACCUGAAAAUGUCUCCUAUCUGAAGGAUAUGUCUAAUUUCAAAACAAUAAAAAUAAGCUCGGAGGAUGGAAUUAGCAACAUAUAUAUAAUACCUCGUACCGAUGCUAAUGCAAAUGAUUUGAUCCGAUACGAGCAUAUAACAAAGGAGCAACUUAUAAAAUCAUACACUUUGGAAAAGUCGGAUUUAGUUAAGAAGAAGAUUAUAAUUAUACGGGCCCUAAAAAUAAUAAAGCUUAUGUUGACCCCAAUGAUUUCGUACAGAAAAACACAAAAUUUGAAGGAAUCGCUCAUGCGAAUAAAUGAAAUAUUCCAUUACAACGAUGAUUUAUUUAAAAAUCACAUUUCUAAUACCUAUAGUGACGAAUAUUUUAGACGCAUCAUAAAUCACAUUGAGGAAUUAAAAAAAUUUGACCCAAAGAACAACGCCUAUGCGUCUACCAUAUUGAAAAAUGCCACAUUUAAUGUAGAGCGUUCCAGUGAAUUACUUUUUACCACCAAUGACGAUAUUAGUUUUAUGGAAAACUUGGAUAAGAUAUCGAACAGCUACGGAAUUUCUAUGUACCAUUUGGUGGGCUCCCAUCUGAUAGCGCUAGGAUAUUUUGUUGUGCUGAAACUAGCUCUCAAGAAAUUUCAGAAUUAUUUCGUACAAGGAGAAUUACGGUUUUUUAGCUGGCAGAAAAUUUUACAAUAUAACAUGUCAGAUAGAUUUAGGCUACUUGAUGCGAUGUGCGACGCCGAUGGUGCUGUCUAUUCAGACAUGAAGCGAAGGAAAAUAUACCUGAAGAAAAACAGAAACUGUACAUCGGAAGAGUGCGUCAUACUGGAGUUCCUAAUUCAUCACUUUAACAAAUACCAAAUGGAGCUCAUCACAAAUAUAUACCAAGAGGACUUUAAGACGCAGGUACUACUAGAGCAUAAACACAUGAAGGAUGAUUUUUUUAGAUUUAUGUGCAACAGUAUUUACUACUGUAAUGUAAACAAUAAUGCUCCUUUUAUAAAGGAGGACAUGAUUGAGACUCCUUUGAACAACCGGACUUUUUACUUUAGAAGAACAGACCCUUUCAUGUUGUACACAAACUAUUUGAACUUUGUAAUGCGAUACCAUCAUUUCACGCCUAAGGAAAUUUUAUACAUGCACUUUUUAAACCUGAUUGGAAUUUUAAAUAACGAGAGCAAGGCAUACGUAUCUUCUUUGCACCUACCAGGAUAUUACAACGCUAUUGAGUUAGCCUUUGAUGACAAUUCCAGCAUCGCCGACCUAUUCCGCAAUCUGAUAGAAUGCAUACGGGGGUGUAUUUCCUCACGGAAGGAGAAAAGGCCUUCAAGGAUUAAAUACCAAUUCGUUCACGAAGAGUUAAGAAUAGCAAAGUGUGACAUGUGUAAGGGAACCUACAUAUACAUUAAUAAGAAGAAUGCGGAAAACCCAUCCAUGCUACAAAAAUAUUACAAUUACGUCGCAAAGGUUGUCAAAAUAGAUAAAGUGAGCACGCUAAUACGAAAUGUGAACAUUUACGAGGAUUAUGAUAACUUUUUGACUAACGAUAUUAGUUGGUACACGUUUUUAUUGCUCUUUAGACUUACUUCCUACAAAGGCAUUGUCAGUAACAACGUAGCGGAAGCCAUGUAUUUGAGUUUAAAAAAGAAUGACAGCUUUCACCGAACAGUCACCACUAGCUACUGGUUUCCUUCCGCUUUGAAAAAAGCUUAUACUUUAUAUGUCAGGAGAAAUAUACCUGUGAGCUUAGUAGAAAAACUAGAAAAUAUGCUAAGUAGAAGCUCCAUAGAGAAAAUGAAGAGAAGCAUCCGAUUCAUGGUGCACGUGAAUUCUUACUUGCAAGUGGACUUUUUUAGCUACCUUAAUGAACCCCCAAUUGGGGAGUUGCGUCCCUCCGCAUUGUCCAUAAUGAUUGAGCAUAAAUUUAAGGAAUGGUACGAUAAUUCUCAGAUUGGUUAUUUCUUCCUAAAUUACGAUAACGAAUAUGCUAGAAAGCGCAUGAGGGACAAUAUGAAGUCGGGAAAUUUUGUAGCCCCGAAAUAUCAGAAAUGGAAUUUAGUACUAAGAAGAUAUGUAAUGAAAGCAUACGAAUCGUAUUUCGAACAAAGGAACGUAAAAAAUUUAUUCAAGUAUUAUAAUUUUUACAACAUUAGUAAAAGAAUUUUGCUAAUGAAGGAUUGCUAUGAAUUAUAUUCAAAGCAUUAUGAGGACAUUAUUUUUCUGGCGGAUAUAUUUAAUAUAAGAAAAUACUUAUCGUCUACCCCUCGUAGAAAAUUCCUAAUAGAUAGAGCGUUGUAUUAUAUGCAUUCGAUUGCGGGGAAUUCUUUAAAUUUUUAUAGGUAUGGCAUCAUAUACGGGUUCACAAUGAAUGAAAAAUGUUUUAUAGAGAUUGUGGAUGAAUUAUUUGGGAUAUAUAAGGCAAACAGGAACAUUUUCUCGGACAUAUCCUUUUUGCAAGCGGUCUAUUUUCUGUUUAGAAAAGUUGAGAACAGCUUCAGCAUCCAGAGGAGAAACGACGAAAUGAGCUUAAGCAACAUCUUUUUCUUUAAUGUAUCAGAAAGUUACUCAAAAAUGAGCAAAGAACAGAGGGAAGAAGAAAUACACAAUUCCAUGUC
Molecule: messenger RNA, 2819 nt
Organism: Plasmodium inui San Antonio 1
Lineage: Eukaryota; Apicomplexa; Aconoidasida; Haemosporida; Plasmodiidae
Exons: 9
Biological process (GO): adhesion of symbiont to microvasculature
Source: RefSeq, a predicted model, not a curated record